Gastrolobium bilobum is the source of this 916-nucleotide messenger RNA. RefSeq lists its product as uncharacterized. The transcript is spliced from 6 exons. The coding region runs from base 18 to 647 and encodes 209 amino acids. Lineage: Eukaryota; Viridiplantae; Streptophyta; Magnoliopsida; Fabales; Fabaceae. The record is from RefSeq and is a predicted model, not a curated record.
AUUGGUCAAACUACCAAAUGAGUUCUUCCAGGUUGUUGGGCCUAAUGGCCAUGGUUCUGAUGCUGCUGCUACCCAUGGCUGCCAAAGGGGAUGAUAUUAUUGAUAAUUUCCUUGACAAGGUUUGUGAAGAAGUGGAAUGUGGGAAAGGAAGCUGCGUAGUAAAUUCAAGUUAUCCAUUAAACUUCUUAUGUGAAUGCGACUCUGGCUGGAAGCGAACCCGAGAAGAUGACAAUGAUACAUAUGCCACUAGCUUUCUUCCAUGUGUCAUUCCCGAUUGUAGCUUGAACUAUGGUUGCCAGCCAGCACCACCUCCAGUCCCAGAGAAGGAUAUUCCCCACAACUUCUCAGCUUUUGAUCCUUGCUAUUGGGCGUACUGUGGGGAAGGUAGCUGCACCAAGAACAGGACAUAUACAUACAGAUGCGAAUGCAACCCCAAUUAUUUUAAUCUUCUCAACAUCUCCGUCUUUCCUUGUUACAGUGAAUGUACUCUUGGAUCUGAUUGUUCGAGACUAGGAAUUACAGUUGCAAAAUCAACCACAGACAGUGGCAGUGGCAAUAGCAGUCAAGCAGCAAGCUCGAUAUUUCCAGGAAGGUUCCAUUGGAUCGUUAUGUUGUUGAUGUCCACGGGUAUGGUUAUGUGGAGCUAGGACGCAAAGAGAUGGCUUUUGGCGAAGUUUCAUUUGGUGAAUUAUUGAUUUGAUUGUGGACACCACAGUUUAUUGUUGUGUGUAUUAUUUAUUUGUUGUGUAUUAUUAAUUAAUAGCCUCGUUAGCUUGUAGAAAUAAAGUCAGGGUUCUGUCAUCAGCGGAAGAUGACUAAUGUAUAGCAUAUGGGACACACACAGAUUAUGUAGCCUUUUAUUCACACCCACCCCAUUAUUACUGCAGUUGUAUUCGUUGUAUUUCUUCUUCAUUUU